Messenger RNA from Schizophyllum commune H4-8, 2280 nucleotides. RefSeq lists its product as uncharacterized. NCBI's taxonomy places the organism in Eukaryota, Fungi, Basidiomycota, Agaricomycetes, Agaricales, Schizophyllaceae. The coding region runs from base 337 to 2007 and encodes 556 amino acids. The record is from RefSeq and is a predicted model, not a curated record. The transcript has 2 exons.
CUCACCAUGCUCAUGUUCUAUGUUAUGCGAGUGCAAUCCCUCCUGAGCAACAAGGAAAUGCGCUUCAGCAGACUGCGAUGAAUGACAACACCAGCUUGUGAAGGAGCGCCCGGCGCUGCGGCCUGGAUAACAGCGCCCAAACUCAUUGCGCUGUAUCAUCUCGUCACUCCCGCCACCAUCGGCUUGCCCCCUCCUCAGAUCCCCACCACUUGCUGUGGAUAACUGCGUAGCGCGCGACGGUAUAGCUGAAGAAGGAUUGCUAUCCUCAGUGCUCACCUUCAGACUCUACGCAACAACUGGAAGAACUAGCUUCCACCUGCAGGUCCCCCCUUCCCGAUGGCAUCAAGCGACGACCCAACUGCCCUCGCUGCUCUGAUUGUUUCCCUCAUCGCUCUCAUCGUAACCCUCUUGCAACUAGUGCAGCAAUACGCAUCCACCGCGUACGACUACCGCCGCUGCUCCAAGCGCGUCCUCGGCCAAUGGGCCCUCCGUACACGCCGCCACUUCAUCUUCAGCGAAGUCCGCUUCGAAGUUACCUUCUCCACGCCCCACUUAUCCAUAUUCUUCCCCCGCGAUGACCAUACCCUCACUGAGAAGCCUACGCGCACGACGCUCGAUAGCCAUGACCUUCGCGUGCCCGCUGCGCCGAAGCAGUUCAUCUACGAGCCGGAGCGGCCGGCGAUUGCUCAGUGGGCGAGCGGGUCGAUGGCCCCGAAGACGGUGCUGCAAUACGAUGUCACGGACCGGCCGUGGUUCUUGAACCUGGAGGACCCGACGGUGCCGGAGGCUCGGUGUGCGUGGCUGGAUCUGCUGGCUGCUGCGACGACUUCGGACGUUGGACUGUAUGUGAAGGAGAGGCGCUGGUCGUAUGACUACAUGCCCGCUGCGCUCACUCGCCCAAUAGCCAGCGCGGACAAGGCGUCCUUCCUCUCGCUGUUCAGCUUGUGGAAGGUCUCGUGGCGCAAGAAGAGCGAUGGUGUAUACGUGGGAUCGGGGCCGCACUGUGAAGUCCGCGUCAACGACAUCCAUGGCUUUGGCCCCGUCUAUUCCGUGGACAUGCGGCCGGACAAGUCGACGCGUUAUCGGUGUCGCUCGGAGACGGCUCGUCGGGCGAUGUUCAACGAGUUCAACAUCGGCUUCGGAAGGAUACGCACCGGGGCGGAGAUCAGGGACUCUGUCUCCAAGGCCUUCGAGAGCAUGGACACGAACUUCGCGGAGACGAUUCAGGAGUGGUACGAGGGCAAUCAGUGGUGUAUCGGUGUCGGUCUCCUCGUAGCGUGUUGGUGCAUCGAGCCCUCGAUGCCGAAGGUCAUCACGGACAACGGCUUCUUGAGCGUGUACUCCGCACAUACUCUGAGCACUGCGCUUUCGCACGUCGGCACCCUGCAGAUGCUCUGCGGCUCGUCAUGCGUGCACCCUCUGCGAAAAAGCCACGGCUCCAUCCAACAAUUCCUCUCCCGCGUCGACAUGCUGUAUAUGGAGAUCAACCGCGACCUGAUAGCCCCACACCUCCUGAACGCAAUCUCACUCUCUGACGACGGCGAUUAUAUCACUCACAAUCGCACCUCUUGGACGACGGCCAACGCAUGUCUGCAUGCCAUCGGCGUCCUCGACGAUCAUUUCGCUGGCAUCGUGGGCUACAUGCCUUGGGACGCGUCCUACGUCAAGCGACUCCUCGCAUACUAUCAGCUCAAACACGCGAUAGACGAGUACCCAGCAGCGACGGAGCUUGCGUCGAAAGCGGGAACCUUCUGGCUACAGGAGCUCGACCUGGUCAUUGCCUCCGACGCGCAGGCAGUCGUCAGGGAUAUGCUGAAGGCGCUGGGGACUACGCUGAAGCAGCACGAAUUGACUUUUGAGAAGUUGGUGGUGAAUAGGCUCAUGCGGGGCGCGCUUUGGCUGGUGCAUAAUAGUAAUGCGCCGAGCAAGCACAAUGAGCGGACGGCGCUGGAGUGCACGCUUACGCACGAGAUGCUGGCGGAUAAAACCACGGUGUACCUUGCAUGAAGGCAAUCAACACGGUCACUGUGUAGUGAGGGGUGGGGGACCUACGUGUAUUUAUGAGAAAGGUCAGGGGAACCGUCUUGCCUCGGUCCUACUUGUUGUUCUCGUCGUACGCCCUUGGGCUAUUCAUGUAUAUGUAUGAUGACUGACUUAGCUACGCUUCUUGGUCUCGAAUAUGGUGCGUCGCCUUCUCAUUCAGGCGCCAAACCCCGUCACCAUCGUGGCGACCUAUUCCAGUAGUUGGCGUGCUCGAAUACAUAAUGAGGAAGAAGGGCA